This is a messenger RNA of Hordeum vulgare subsp. vulgare (domesticated barley), 1591 nucleotides long. RefSeq lists its product as uncharacterized. Gene Ontology annotation, molecular function: protein binding. Bases 1 to 1497 code for a protein of 498 amino acids. The transcript is spliced from 3 exons. The record is from RefSeq and is a predicted model, not a curated record. Lineage: Eukaryota; Viridiplantae; Streptophyta; Magnoliopsida; Poales; Poaceae.
AUGGCACCGGAGCUCUCCGAGGUACCCGGCGACGUCCUCGCGGAGGUCCUCCGGCGCCUCGAGCAGCACGGCCUUGCAUCGGCCCGGCGGGUCUGCAGGGCUUGGCGCGACACCGUCGACGCCCGCCUGCGCGGACACCUGCUCUCGCGCUCCGUACGCGGCAUCUUCAUCAACUUCAGCUGGUGGUGUACCUACUCGGAGUUCUUCUCCCGGCCCUCGACGGGCCCGGCCAUCUGCGGAGGGCUGGACUUCUUGCCAUGCAUGAUGGGCGUCAAGGUCACGGACCACUGCAACGGGCUCCUGCUCUGCCGUGAUGAGAGCCCCGAUGCGCAGCCGCGCGAGUACGUCGUCAACCCGGCCACGCGCCGGUGGACGCGUUUGCCCCAACGCCCUAGGCCGCGCAUGGCGGAAUCCGGCCAGGCCGCCUACCUCGCGUUCGACCCCGCCGUGUCGCCGCACUUCGAGGUCUUCCUGAUCCCACGCGUGCCACCCGCCGGCGAAUCAGACGACGACGACGACGACGACCCAUUGCUCGAGUCGGAGUGGCCUCCCGCAUCAUGCGUGAUGCAUGUGUUCUCCUCGGUGACUCAGCGGUGGGACGAGACGACCUUCCUUCGAGAAGGGGAGGCUGCAGGUGCAGGGAUGGUCGCCAACAUGCAUACGGAUGUGGAGGAUGAUCGGUAUCGUUAUCGUGCCGUCUAUUGGCAAAGUGCGCUGUAUGUCCACUGUCAGCAUGGCUAUCUUACGAGAAUGUCCUUGUCAGAUCACACUUACAGUGUAAUCAAGCUACCGAGUGCCGAACAUCCCAACCAUCAUUUGGGAAAAUCAAAGGAAGGGGUGUAUUGCGCAAUAUCUUGUAGCUGGGAUGGAUUUCUACAGCUUUGGCAUCUCAACGAAUCAUGCGGCCGAAUAGAGUGGGUGCUAAAACAUGAUACCCAUCUCGAGAUCUUUGAACAUGAGGACAAAAAACUGGGCAGACGAUGGGUCCUACAGGAUGUUAACCACCGUAAAGCGCCGGUGGAAGGGAAAUAUGAUUGGAACUCUGACGAGGAUAACAUUAUUGACAUUGAAGACAAUGUUGAAGAGGGAUAUCGGGAUCCUUAUUACUUCCUUGGGUUUCAUCCUUACGAAGAGAUUGUCUUCUUGAUUCUAGCGGGGAUAAGAGCAAGAGGAAUGGCCUAUGAUUGGAACAACUCGAAAUUUCAGGACUUGGGCGAUGUGUCUCCAGCAGAUUUCGAUCCCUGCUGCGGGCUACCAUGUGGAGAGACGGACGCAGCUUUCCCAUACACGCCAUGCUGGAUGGGCGAGUUUCCUGGGAAUGAACUAGAAUCGCUAAUUGAAGAUCAGGAGCUAUAUAGGAAAAAGUUGGAAAUGGAAGAGGAAUCCAACUUUACCUGCAUGGACGAGUACGAGUUGCGCAAGUUCCAUGGGCACGCCAAGAGGAUCAAGGACCGUACUGCCAAGAUUCGUCACAGACGUCGUACAACCGCUCGGUAGAACAUCAUCUUCACCGACAUCAAGGCCAAGGCGAUUUUUACAAAGGCGACCAAGUUUACUGUUUAGGGCCAAGGCGAUUCCCAUUGGCAUGGCC